UUGUUUGGCUUUAUUGUGCCUAUCAAUUAUAAUGAGGGGUAAAUUGAUAGCAGUGAUUGGGGAUGAGAACACAUGCACUGGUUUCUUGCUAGCUGGAGUGGGGGAGACGAACAAGGGCAAGAGCAACUUUUUCGUAGUAGACGCAGAGACCCCCAAAAGUGCGAUUGAAGAGUGCUUCUCCAAGUUCAUGAACGACGACAAUAUAGCUGUGGUCGUCAUAAACCAGACGAUUGCAGAUGAGAUCAGACACCUGCUAGAUGCGAAUGACAGACAGACUCCGGCAGUCGUUGAAAUCCCAUCUAAAGACAAGCCCUACGAUCCAACCAACGACAGCAUUCUCCAGCGGGCCAUGAAGAUGUUCUCUGCCGAUGAACUGCGAUGAAAUGUAGUUGUUUAUUUACGCGGGUCUUUUUACUCAUAAUGCCCAUUACUUUUCGACCAGAAACGCAUAAUUUAAUUAGAAGAGUUGAUCAAACUUGGUUUUAAAAUUUAUUCAAUUUGAAUCAAUCAGAGUCGGAAAUCUUUUUUGAAUACGAAUUUGGGCGGAAUACAUGAAUAUACCCAUUCAAGCUUUUAACUCCGGUAAAUUCAAAUGUAAUCGCGUACGUUAGAAAGAGAUUUUUCGAUCGAUUUAAAUUAUUUGAGAUUCAUAUAUUCAAUUUUAUUCAUUGCCUGAUAUGUAUAUUUAGCUUUAUCAAAUAUAGUUGAAUAAUUAAAAUGUUUCUCUGA
Molecule: messenger RNA, 729 nt
Organism: Symsagittifera roscoffensis
Lineage: Eukaryota; Metazoa; Xenacoelomorpha; Acoela; Convolutidae
Product: V-type proton ATPase subunit F-like
Exons: 2
Coding region: 32-382 (116 amino acids)
Biological process (GO): proton transmembrane transport
Cellular component (GO): proton-transporting V-type ATPase, V1 domain; membrane
Molecular function (GO): proton-transporting ATPase activity, rotational mechanism
Source: RefSeq, a predicted model, not a curated record